UUUACACCAUUUCAUGCAAAUGUGAGACAUUAUCAGUUAGUAUCAUUGCUUCGUUAGCUUACUUUCCUCCUCUUCUCAUUCCAUCAUUUGCAUCGCUGGCAAAUACGCUCCCCUGCCUUCUGUAUGUAUUAAAUAGCAAGCAGUGGCAGCAGUACUCUUCUGUUAUGUAUUAAGGCGAUGGGGAAGACUGGAGGAAGAAGCCCUUCCUGGUUCACUGCUGUCAGAAAGGCUUUCGGUUCUCCCACCAAGAAGAUCACCAAUUCCUGCACUGCUACAACUACUGCUACUACUGCUGAAUCUCAGGAUGCUAACAAGAGAACAAGCAAAAGGAGGGAAGACCAUGAACAAGAAGAUGAAGAGAAGAAGAGAGGGAAAAGGAGGUGGAUGAAUUUCAGCAGCAGCAGGAAGAGCAACUCUAGUAGUUCCAACACCAGCCAGCAGGAGACUGCUGCUACUACUGUCAUUCUCCACCACUGUGGCGGCGGCAGCAGGAUGGUGGUGUCGAAUUCCCCCACGGAGCAAGCUGCUAGUAAGCAAAGGCACGCCCUCGCGGUGGCGAUGGCCACCACUGCAGCCGCUCAGGCUGCAGUUGCCACCGCUCAGGCGGCGGUGGAAGUCGUCAGGCUCGCCAAUCCUUCCCUCUUCGUCAAGCAGCAUUUCGCCGCCGUCUCGAUCCAGACCGCUUUCAGAGGCUACUUGGUGAGUAUCAGGAAAACCAGUUCGUCCCAAUAG
Messenger RNA from Linum tenue, 732 nucleotides. NCBI's taxonomy places the organism in Eukaryota, Viridiplantae, Streptophyta, Magnoliopsida, Malpighiales, Linaceae. The record is from the annotation of a GenBank genome assembly.